AUGUUUCUUCAUAUUGGAGUGGCUCUCAUUUGCUUAAUUUUUUCAGAGGACAACGGUGACGAGGGCGAAAGCAGCAGUGGAGUUAGACCAAGCAUCAUCUCUGUUGACGAAGAUAGCGGCGACGAUAGCAACAGCGGAAACGGAGACAAUGGUAAUGAUGCUGAUGAUGACAUCAACGACGGCGAAGGCAAAAGUGACAUUGACGGCCGAGGUGAAUACUUGGAUGAUGGCAAUGCUGUUGAUGACGACAUCACCGGAGACGACGGAGAUAGCGACAACGCUGAGGUUGGUAACCAUGUUGACGAAGAAGACAAUGCUAACCACGGUGACAACACAGCGGAUGCUUUUUGA
Pocillopora verrucosa is the source of this 351-nucleotide messenger RNA. RefSeq lists its product as uncharacterized. The record is from RefSeq and is a predicted model, not a curated record. NCBI's taxonomy places the organism in Eukaryota, Metazoa, Cnidaria, Anthozoa, Scleractinia, Pocilloporidae.